Fusarium graminearum PH-1 is the source of this 1156-nucleotide messenger RNA. Its product is annotated as prohibitin-2. Gene Ontology annotation, cellular component: membrane; mitochondrion. Lineage: Eukaryota; Fungi; Ascomycota; Sordariomycetes; Hypocreales; Nectriaceae. Gene Ontology annotation, biological process: mitochondrion organization. The record is from RefSeq and is a predicted model, not a curated record. Bases 91 to 1008 code for a protein of 305 amino acids. The transcript is spliced from 3 exons.
GGACGCCUAGGAAAAAAGUAUCACCACCUACGUCGACAUCCCACUUCGGUUCGAUUUGUCCACGCUCGCUCCGAAUACAUAAGUCUUACAAUGUCGAACAACAACUGGCAAGAGGAGGCCAUGCGCCGUCUCCGACAGAUGCAGCAGGCCCGAGGUGGUGGAGGAGGAGGCCCUCAGAUGCCCCGAGCAGCCGGUGGCGCCCUUGCUGGUGGUCUUUUGCUUGCCGGUGGUGCUCUGUUCCUGUCUAACUCGCUUUUCAACGUCGAUGGUGGUCAACGAGCCAUCAAGUACCAGAGAUUAACUGGUGUCAGCAAGGAAAUCUACAACGAAGGAACACACAUCAAUAUUCCUUGGUUUGAGACUCCUAUUGUGUACGAUGUCCGAGCGAAGCCACGCAACGUUGCGUCCUUGACUGGCACCAAGGAUUUGCAGAUGGUCAACAUCACCUGCCGUGUGCUUUCCCGCCCUCAGAUCGAUGCUCUGCCCCAGAUCUACCGAACACUAGGCACCGACUACGAUGAGCGUGUGUUGCCUUCUAUUGUUAACGAGGUUCUCAAGAGUGUUGUUGCCCAGUUCAAUGCCAGUCAGCUCAUCACACAGCGAGAGAACGUCGCUAGACUGGUGCGAGAGAACCUUGCUCGACGAGCUGCCCGAUUCAACAUUCUUCUGGACGAUGUCUCUCUAACUCACCUUGCCUUCUCUCCCGAAUUCACAGCCGCCGUUGAGGCCAAGCAGGUUGCCCAGCAAGAGGCCCAGCGAGCUGCCUUCGUUGUCGACAAGGCAAGACAGGAGAAGCAGGCCAUGGUUGUCAAGGCACAGGGUGAGGCCCGCUCUGCCGAACUGAUUGGUGAGGCCAUCAAGAAGAACAAGGCCUACCUGGAGCUCAAGAAGAUCGAGAACGCUCGACUGAUCGCUGCUCAGCUUCAGGAGGCUGGCUCCAAGAACAGGCUGAUGCUUGAUUCCGAGGGUCUGGGUCUCAACGUUUUCGACAAAAACGAUAAGAGCUAGGCGAAUGAUUGAUGAGAGAGCCGCGGAAGAUGAAAAGAGGUGUCUAUUAGGUUUAAUGUAACUCUCCACUGUAUGUCUAACUACCAAAAGGGUUGUACUAUUAUGAAUAAUGAGGUAGUGAAAGCAAACUACCUAUUCUGCUCUGCUG